AUGAUUGUUUUUGUUUUGUGUGCAACAUAUAUAAUAAUCGUUGAAAAUAAACAUUUGAUGAAAUCGAAAAAGUUGAUAAAAUGUACAAAAUGUCCACCCGGUUGGGGAGUAUUGAAAAAAUGUGCAAAUGAAACUGAUACAAUAUGCGAAAAAUUCCCUGCUGGAAUUGUUCACAAUGUGGAAUUGGAUUAUACGAAGCCAAAAAAUGUUCAUCUUAUAAGGAUACAGUUUGCGAUGAAUGCACAGCCUAUAUAG
Messenger RNA from Pediculus humanus corporis (human body louse), 255 nucleotides. RefSeq lists its product as uncharacterized. The record is from RefSeq and is a predicted model, not a curated record. Lineage: Eukaryota; Metazoa; Arthropoda; Insecta; Psocodea; Pediculidae. Bases 1 to 255 code for a protein of 84 amino acids. The transcript has 3 exons.